AUGUCUUUCUCGUUACUUGCCUCUCCACUACGGAUGGCGCCAACUCUCGAUCCAUCAACAACUCCAAAGUCUUCGCCACCUCGUUCAACCCAUCAUCCCAACCCUAUAAAAUCCAUAGACUUGUCGCUUGUGGCAAUGGUGUUGGUUUCUCCAUCUUUGCCAAUAAAUUUCUUGGUGUCUUUGUUGCCAUUUGCCUUUCUACUGCAGAUGCCACUCCCAAUCCAUCAACAACUCCAACAUCUUUGUCAUCUCUAUGGCAACAUCAAACAUAAGUUCAACAAAGAAAAAAUCACAAUGCGACGAGAAAGAAAGAAAAGUCUGCGGCGGCGCAUUAAGCGUAAAAAGAAAGGAAAGAGUGGCGCGAAUUUCGACGAUGUUUCUGGUUCUGGGUUUUCGGCUACAAAAACAAGUAGGGUAGGUAGGCAGGUCUUAGGUAGUGGCAAACGAGAUUACGAAAGGUUGCGGUUGCGGAAAUUAAAUGACAACGAGUAUAGCUGGUGGAAGCAGCAACCUCAACCACCGGUUAAAUUUCUGCCAGGCAAAAGGUUAGAUGGGCUAUCGAAGUUGUUGCAGUUCCAAAGAGAUAAAUUUUCUCAAUCUACCAUUAACACAAACUGGAAAUCUCUCGGAACAAGAAAAGUCAGCAUAUCAUCUUGUGUCAGAGAUAGUUCAGUUAAGUACUUUGAUUUUUCUGUCAUUGGAAGUGGAGUUGCUGGUCUGCGUUAUGCUCUUGAAGUUGCAAAAUAUGGAACUGUUGCUGUCAUUACCAAGGCUGAACCCCAUGAGUGCAAUACAAACUAUGCCCAAGGUGGUGUUAGUGCAGUGCUGUCCCCAUCAGACUCUGUGGAGAGUCACAUGCAGGAUACUAUUGUAGCAGGGGCUUAUCUAUGUGAUGAGGAUACUGUCAGAGUUGUCUGCACAGAAGGACCUGACCGAAUUAGAGAAUUGAUAGCUAUGGGUGCAAUGUUUGAUCAUGGGGAGGAUGGAAACUUGCACCUAGCAAGGGAAGGGGGUCACUCUCACCGUAGAAUUGUUCAUGCUGCUGAUAUGACCGGAAGAGAGAUUGAGCGAGCUCUACUGGAGGCAGUUGUCAAUGAUCCUUGUAUCUCUGUGUUUGAGCACCACUUUGCCAUAGAUUUGCUAACUUCUCAGAACGGUCCUGACACGGUUUGUCAUGGUGUGGACGCUUUGAACACUGAAACACGACAGGUUGUUCGAUUUAUUUCGAAGGUGACUUUAAUUGCAUCAGGUGGGGCUGGGCAUAUCUACCCCUCCACCACAAAUCCUCCGGUGGCAACAGGAGAUGGAAUGGCCAUGGCUCACCGAGCUCAAGCUGUGAUUUCCAACAUGGAAUUUGUGCAGUUCCACCCAACUGCUUUAGCCGAAGAAGGACUUCCCGUAAAACCAAUCAAAGCUCGAGAAAAUGCAUUUCUAAUCACUGAAGCUGUAAGGGGUGAUGGAGGCAUCCUCUAUAACUUAGACUUGGAGAGAUUCAUGCCCCUGUAUGAUGAGAGAGCGGAGCUGGCUCCUAGGGAUGUAGUGGCAAGAAGCAUAGACGACCAGCUUAAGAAGCGUUAUGAGAAGUAUGUGCUACUUGACAUUAGUCACAAGCCCAAGGAGAAGAUUCUCUCUCACUUCCCCAACAUAGCUGCUGAGUGCCUCCAGUAUGGCCUGGAUAUAACCUGCCAGCCAAUUCCAGUGGUACCUGCUGCCCAUUACAUGUGCGGUGGCGUCCGUGCUGGGCUUCAGGGGGAGACAAAUGUGCAGGGCCUCUACGUGGCAGGUGAGGUUGCAUGCACUGGUUUGCAUGGAGCAAACCGACUUGCUAGCAAUUCAUUGCUGGAAGCACUAGUUUUUGCUCGAAGAGCUGUUCAGCCCUCCAUUGAUCACAUGAAGAGCUCUAGCCUUGAUCUCAGUGCUUCAAAUUGGUGGGCCAGACCAGUUGUACCCAAUUCACUUGGGAGCAAUGUAAUGGACAACAUAUUGAGGAAGACAAGAGAAGUGAGGAAAGAACUGCAGUCAAUCAUGUGGAAAUACGUAGGGAUUAUCCGGUCAACGACAAGGCUUGAAACCGCAGAGGAAAAAAUCAGUGUGUUAGAGGCCCAAUGGGAGAAGUACUUAUUUGAGAGAGGAUGGGAACACACAAUGGUGGGGCUUGAGGCUUGUGAAAUGAGAAACCUCUUUUGUUGUGCAAAGCUGGUUGUGAGCAGUGCACUCGCUAGGCAAGAAAGUCGUGGGCUGCACUAUACGAUUGAUUUUCCUGAUGUGGAGGAAAGCAAGAGGUUACCGACAGUUAUUCUCCCAUCCCUAGUGACUAGUAGUACAUGGAGCUCACGACAGCUACACAAGCAGGUCAUUU
Messenger RNA from Dovyalis caffra, 2359 nucleotides. The record is from the annotation of a GenBank genome assembly. Lineage: Eukaryota; Viridiplantae; Streptophyta; Magnoliopsida; Malpighiales; Salicaceae.